AUGUUAUAUUAUAUUCUAUAUUUAUUUCCUUUAACAAUAAGUGGUUUCUUCUUUCAAUCAUCACCUUGUUCGUGUCCACAAACUAGCUGUCCAUUAACUACAGUUUGCCCAGAACCUACUUUACCAACUACAUUUAUAAAUCCAUCACCUGUUACCUCAUUUCAAGUGCCAUUUAAUAGUCCUCCGUGUCAAAAAAUAAAUGAAAAUAAUGGAUAUGAUAAUUCAUUAUCAACAUACCAAGAACCUAUUUUAAUAACAUCAUCUUAUUCACCUAUUCAAACAUAUGGAUAUCAAGAAAUACCCCAAUCUCAACAAAUAUAUAUACAACCAAGUCAUGUUAAAGAGAAUAACAUUGAAACAUAUCAAAGUUAUCCAAACUAUAAUAUUCAAGAUAUGAUUGCAACUAGUGAUAAUUAUUUAAAUAAUAAUAUACUACCACAAAGAGAUUCAUUUGGUAAGGAAAAAUUUUUUGCCGACAAAACAUCUACAGAUAAAAUUGAUAAAAAAAAGAAAAUGAAUAAUAAAAAGAAAAGUUCAUUCAAGUCAUUAUGUAAUGAUUCAAAAUUGGCAAAAAUAAUGGCAGAGGCAAUUGUAUCAGAUAUUACAAUUUCAAAAUUACUUAUUUCUGAUGCUGUUUCAAUUGCCUAUGACAAUAACAAAGCAAAUGUAAUUUGUGCAUCAGGUGAUUUUAGUUAUAGUAUAUUAAUUCAAAAUGAAUACUGUGAAACUACAAAAGGAAAAGUUACAUGUUUUGUUUAUUUAUAA
Messenger RNA from Strongyloides ratti, 765 nucleotides. Its product is annotated as Ground-like domain-containing protein. NCBI's taxonomy places the organism in Eukaryota, Metazoa, Nematoda, Chromadorea, Rhabditida, Strongyloididae. The record is from RefSeq and is a predicted model, not a curated record. The transcript has 2 exons. The coding region runs from base 1 to 765 and encodes 254 amino acids.